CAUAUUCCCAGACACCGAACUGCAUACAUCUACAACAUCUUAUUUUAGCUCCUGUUAAAGCGCGUAGACACUUGCUCCCGAGCUGUUGACCAUGUCUGACGAUCGCUACGCCGAGUACAAGGAGGCUUUCACGCUGUUCGACUCCGAUGGAGAUGGCUUCAUUACCACCAAGGAGCUCGGGACAGUGCUGCGGGCACUGGGCAAGUCACCUACUGAGGCAGAAAUUAAGGCGAUUGUGAAGGAUAUUGACCCCGACAACCGUGGCGUGGUGGAUUACAAGGAGUUUGAGAAGAUCAUGACCCGCGACAUUCGCGAGUAUGACAAUGAGCAGGACCUGAAGGCGGCCUGGAAGGUGUUCGACAAGGCUGGCGCUGGAUCCAUCGCCACGUCGGAGCUGAAGCACGUACUGACCAGCGUGGGCGAGAAGCUGAGCCCCGAGGAGAUUGCGGAGAUGAUUGCGGAGGCGGACCCUGACAAGUCGGGCAAGGUGCUGUACGACAACUUUAUUAAGAUGAUGCUGGCUCGGUGAUUAUGCUGCCGCACUUAUGGCGGGCGAGUGGGCGCUGAAGAUGCUAGGGCAGGCUAGGAAGGCCUGCAAGAGGCAUUGCUACUAUACGCUACGUGUGGCAUAUGAGGGUACACGGCUUGCAGACGGCGACGGCAGCCCGCAUUUCGCGGCGGCGGCGACACCAGAGCAGCAGCAGCAGUAGGGCAGUGCAUGCGCGGGAUGCAGUCAAGGCGAUAGGGGACCUCGCGGGUUGCAUGACAGCGCGGCCCCGAGUGUUGGCGCACGGUACAUGGCCGACGCUGGGGCGUGGCAGCAAACCGUGGAACGUAUGACAUCUUCAGGAUGACUGUGUAGGGCGCUAGUAGACAGCAUAAUGUGCGGCUGGAAGGCACAGCAUCAAAACGGACUAGAUGGAAGAAGGCCCGAGUCUAAAAUGCAGGCUUUGUGGCGGGAAUGCAGGAUGUUGCGGUGGUCAGUGCUGGGCAAUUAGGUGACCGUGCUUGGGGAUGAUCGUCAUUGCGGACAUAGGCAAAUCAGGAAAUAGAGGCGUGGGAAGGAGCGGCGCAGGGUGUACUGCGCAGCAGGCGCUGUCGUCCCGUACCCGCCGUGCGCCAUCUCCCGCCGCUCGUUACCGUCACGAGGAAUAUACGGUAUUGCUCUCGCACGUGCGUCUGUACCUAGCAGAAUCUGCCAGCACGGCUACGUACGGCACGGCUAGAUUGCAUUGGUUACAAGAGGGACCUGCUGACGCAGUUCACGAGCCAGUGACGUGGAGAACGAACACCCUGCUCUGGCUAGCAGAGCCGUUCUAAGCCCUCCAGGCGGGGUCGCUGAGCCUUGAUGCAUCCGCGUGUUGCGUGUAUGGUGAUCGAUUCUCAGUUAAAGCUGGGCGCCAAUUGAUCAUACGGUACAACGACGACAAGGGUCUGGCACCGCUGAGACAGGCUGAGAGGUCCGGCACUUGGUCCGGCAGUGCGUCAGCGCGUGUCAGCGUGCCAACGACUCAACGGCCGCACGAGGUGAUCAAAUGGCUCAUAUGGCUGUCGGUUUCGUGUAGUUGAAACCGUG
Molecule: messenger RNA, 1576 nt
Organism: Chlamydomonas reinhardtii
Lineage: Eukaryota; Viridiplantae; Chlorophyta; Chlorophyceae; Chlamydomonadales; Chlamydomonadaceae
Exons: 4
Coding region: 92-529 (145 amino acids)
Cellular component (GO): myosin II complex
Molecular function (GO): calcium ion binding
Source: RefSeq, a predicted model, not a curated record